Molecule: messenger RNA, 1842 nt
Organism: Mycotypha africana
Lineage: Eukaryota; Fungi; Mucoromycota; Mucoromycetes; Mucorales; Mycotyphaceae
Exons: 4
Coding region: 1-1842 (613 amino acids)
Source: RefSeq, a predicted model, not a curated record
AUGACAACAGAAGAGAUCACUCUUGUAAUUCAGACAUUACAAGAUCAACUCAAAGAAAAGCAAGACAUUGAAAGUGAGCUUAGACAUGAAAUUGAUUUACAAUUGAAACAGCAAAAGGAUUUAUCAAAUGAUAAUGACUACCUCAGGCAGAAAUUAGCUGCAAUUCAAUUAGAUAAUUCAAAUCACAACAAUAUUCGAGCACGAUUAGAGACACAGUUGUAUGCCCAGGAACAAGACAUGAUGACAUUGAAAAAAGAAAUUCAACAACUGUCAAAAUGGAAAAAAGAUGCUGAAAAAAAACUGAAUACAGAAACUGAAAGUUACGAGCAUGAAAAAUCCCUUUGGCAGCAAAAGGAGGCUGAUUUGUAUAACCAGAUAAGGAAUUUAAGCAUACAAAAUAACAAUCUGAAUGGUGAACCCCGGACACCUCGUACACCGAGAAGAAGAUCCAGUAUCAAUUUGACAAGCAAUGGCCUUUCUCCUUUUUAUUCGAACGGUUUAGGCGAUAUUGAUGAAAACUCAACUGUGGAGAGCAGUCAUAGCAAUAAUGGCAGCAGUGAUGCGGUAAGGAAUGGAGUUGAACAUGAGUAUAUCAACAAUAGGCCUACACCCAAGUUGGCACCGAUUGAUUCAUCCUACUUGAGGGAGUCGAAGAUUGCCCAAAGAACAAUCAAAGCACAAGACAAGCUCAUUUUAGAACUAAAAACUGAAAUAGAAAAGCAAAAAGCAUUGCUUCAGGAAGCGCAAAAAGAAACUCAGUUACAGUCGCUGAAAGUAGUCCAUCUGGAACAUGAAAUUGCGAGUAUUAAGCAACUUAACCGAUCUCUUAUGGAGGAUAACGAAAGCUAUCAAAUCUUGCUACACGAAAAAACCAUGAAUGGAGAAUUCAUGAUGAAUCCAAUCAUGCAGGUAGACAAUGAUAUCAGCCUUAAAGUCAGCAGCAACAAUAACAAUUUGGCAAUGAAAGAAUCUGCCAGCACGUCUUCAUCCAAUAGUGGUGGCGGUGGACUGAAUUUGGCAGCAGAAUUGGCAUCAUCUAUACCAGAUUGGCCUAGUAAAAAUGAUACUGAAUCAGACAAAACGAUUCAAGAAUUGAAUGAUGAAAUAAAAACGCUACAGGACACCAACCGUGCAUUACAAUUAUACAUGAACAAAAUCCUUAUGAAGAUCAUCAACAAUAAACAAUUAGUAGAUGUCCUUAGCAUUGAUCAGCCAUCUUCAAAACCGAGCAAAGAAGCCGUAAAUGAAGCGACGGCAACAAAUGCAACAGAACCAACAUCAAAGAGUGGACCCAUGCCUACAAAGACAGUAUCCACCGCAGCACAUGCGGGUACAAUGUCCAAAGCGAGUAGUCAUAGCAAAAACGGCACUAAUACUACUAACCGCCAUCGUAGAAGGACUAUUUCAUAUUGGGGAUCAAAAGCACCCUCACCCCCGCCGCUAUUCGCAGGAGAAAAUGCUAAUUUACAAGAACAACUGCAAAAGCAGCAACCAAGCGCUCCUGCACCCAAGCCAGAACGAUCGAUUUCAACAGCCACCCAUAGCAACAGUAGUAGUGGUGGCAGUGGCUGGGCUAAAGCUUUGAGAAGAAUGAGUGGUCUGGCUUGGUCUUCUUCUUCCUCUAAUUUCAAAGAGGAGUCUCCUGUACCCACAACUUCUGCAGCGAUGGGAACAAACUCACCGGCAUCAGGGAUAAAUAAUGACAGUGCCGUUGACUCGUUCGGUGAAGAUGACACAGAGAAAUCCAUAGAAAAAGGUAGGAAACAAUCAGGAUCCUCCACUCCAUCUAUUUCCUCUUUUAGACCCAGUAAUGACCUUGGCACACUUGACGAAGAAGAUUAA